This is a messenger RNA of Drosophila albomicans, 1298 nucleotides long. It is a transcript of the gene Fib, whose product is annotated as rRNA 2'-O-methyltransferase fibrillarin. NCBI's taxonomy places the organism in Eukaryota, Metazoa, Arthropoda, Insecta, Diptera, Drosophilidae. The transcript has 3 exons. The record is from RefSeq and is a predicted model, not a curated record. Gene Ontology annotation, biological process: box C/D sno(s)RNA 3'-end processing; rRNA methylation. Gene Ontology annotation, molecular function: RNA binding; histone H2AQ104 methyltransferase activity; rRNA methyltransferase activity. The coding region runs from base 135 to 1154 and encodes 339 amino acids. Gene Ontology annotation, cellular component: Cajal body; nucleolus; box C/D methylation guide snoRNP complex.
UUUUUCAAAAAUCAACUUGCGGUCACGCUACACACGUGGUUUCUUUUUAUGCGUGCAGCGUUUUUGAUAUACCGCGUGCGUUUUUGAAUUGGUGGAGACACUUGUAUUAAAACACAAAAGUACAGAUAUUUAAAAUGGGCAAACCUGGUUUCAGUCCUCGUGGUGGUGGCGGCGGCGGAGGUAGAGGAGGAGGCGGUGGUGGUGGCUUCCGCGGUGGAGCUGGAGGACGCGGUGGCGGCGGUGGCCGUGGAGGCGGCGGCGGAUUUGGUAGCCGUGGAGGAGGCGGUGGACGCGGAGGUGGUGGUGAUCGCGGCUUUGGCGGUGGUCGUGGAGGUGGUGGCCGCGGUGGCGGACGUGGUGCUGGAGGUCGUGGAGGUGGUGGCCGUGGAGGCGGUCGUGGUGGUGGCGGACGUGGAGGUGGUGCUGGAGGCUUCAAGGGCGGCAAAACAGUCACCAUUGAGCCACAUCGUCACGAGGGCGUGUUCAUUGCCCGUGGCAAGGAGGAUGCUCUGGUCACCCGCAACUUUGUACCCGGCUCCGAGGUCUACGGCGAGAAGCGAAUUUCCGUUGAGACUGGUGGCGAGAAGAUUGAGUACCGUGUGUGGAAUCCCUUCCGUUCCAAGUUGGCCGCUGCUAUUCUUGGCGGUGUUGAGAAGAUUCACAUGCCUCCCGGCUCCAAGGUUCUUUAUUUGGGUGGCGCCUCUGGCACAACCGUGUCCCACGUCUCGGACGUUGUCGGACCCGAGGGUCUCGUUUACGCCGUGGAGUUCUCACAUCGUUCCGGCCGUGAUCUGAUAAAUGUGGCAAAGAAGCGCACCAACAUAAUCCCCAUCAUUGAGGACGCACGUCAUCCACACAAGUAUCGCAUGCUAGUCGGCAUGGUGGACACCAUUUUCGCUGAUGUUGCCCAGCCAGAUCAGGGACGUAUUGUCGCACUGAAUGCCCAGCAUUUCCUUAAGAAUGGCGGUCACUUCGUCAUCUCUAUCAAGGCGUCGUGCAUUGAUUCUACAGCGCAACCUGAAGCGGUCUUUGCUGCUGAGGUGAAGAAGAUGCAGGCGGACAAACUGAAACCACAGGAGCAGCUCACGCUGGAGCCUUACGAGCGUGACCAUGCCGUCGUUGUGGGCGUCUACCGACCACCACCAAAGCAGUGAAAGUCUGACGAGGCGAAUGAGGAUUGUGAAUGUGGAUAGGUUUUAAGCUAUAUACAUAAUACUUCUAUUAAUACAGUCGUAUUGUAUUAAGUUUUCUUUUUAACUAUUAAAUCAAACAAACCAUAGUUGUAAACACUUUAAAAA